AUGAAUAUAAUCAAGCCAUUUUUCAAUGGCAAUAAAAAUGAUAAUGUUCCGGAGUCUCGCAAUCGUGCUCGUUACAUUCGAGAUUCAUGUAAAGUAUUAUCUGAUCUUUGGAAAACAGACAAAGAUUUUUUAAAUAAAAGUAGUGAUAGUGAUAUAUUAAAAGCAUUUAAAGAAUUUCGUUUGAGUGAUAUUGCACAAACUUGUCAUUCUUCAUAUGGACAAAAUGAUUGUCCAUCAAUUUUAAAUUCAACUAUUGAUGAUUUAAUAGAAAUACAUGAAUUUAUUGAUGGAAGAAGAAAAGAAUGGCUUGAAAAUUUUCGAAAAAUUAGUGAACAAGCGAAAGAAAAACAAUUAUCUAUUCGACAAACAAUGUCAGACCUUCGUGAUAAUUAUGAACGAACACAACGAAAAUUUGAAACAGCUGAAACUAAUUUAAAAAAAUUUCGAAGUCGAUACGAUCGUAUGACAAUUCCAAAUUAUGAUGAACGUAAUAGGGAAUUAGAAGAUAUUUAUAGAGAAUAUGAUCAAACUCGAAUAUCAAAUCGUGAUAUUUAUUUUACAGAAACAAAUCGUAUAGCUAGUGAAGAACAUUUAAUAACUUAUCAAUUUUUUGCUAAAUAUUUAUUUGAAGAACAAUCAUUUUACAAUGAUAUUCAAAUAUAUUUAUCAAAUCAAAUACCUCAAGUUAAACAUCGUUUAGAUAAUUAUAAAUUAGCUCCAUCAUUUCAUUGUGAUUUAUCUGAACAUUGUUUAAAAAGAAUUCAACGUCCAAUAGCUUAUCCAAUUGAAAUGUGUCUUCAUUUAUUAGAAAAUUGUUUUGAAGAAGAAGGAAUUUUUCGUAUUGCACCAGCACAAGCUAAACAAAAAAAAUUAGUUACUGAACUUGAUUUACAAAUUAUUAAUAAAAAUAUUAAAUUACGAGAUCUUGCUUAUGAUCCACAUGUACCAGCAGGUACACUUAAACAAUAUUUAAGAGAACUUCCAGAUUGUUUACUUACUGAUGCACUUUUACCACUAUGGAAUCAAAUUAUAUCACUUAGUACUGACGAAGAUCGUGUUCGACAUAUUAGUCAAUUAAUAAAUAAAUUACCUCAAGUCAAUUAUAAUAAUCUUUGUCAAUUAAUUUGGUUUUUAAGUCGUGUUUCUGAAUAUUCAUCUAUAAAUAAAAUGACAGCCAGUAAUUUAGGUAUAUGUAUUGGAUGUAGUCUUCUAUAUCCAAAAGAACAAUCAUCAAAUUUAUCUCUCUCAAAUUUAUAUACAAUUAGUUCAAUAAUUGUUGAACUUAUGAUUAUACAUAAUAAACAAUUGUUUCCAUUAAAUAAUCAAAUUUAUAUUCAACAACAUAAUAAAACAUUAUAUCAAUCGCAACCUGAUCUUAUUCCAACUUUUAUUCAACUUAAAAAUCGUUCUGGUUCGAAUGAAAAUAUAGUUGAUAAUGAAUCAAUAACAGGAUUGUCACAAUCAUCACCAAGAAUAAGUCAAAAAAAACGAGCACCUUCUGUCCCACUUGAUCGACAAACGUCAGUUAAAAUCGAGCCAACAUAUAAUCGACAAAUUAGUUUUGAAGACAUACCAACAGAUAAAAUUUCUCUAGAACAAAUAACAGUAUCAAGUUCGUCAAGUUCAAAUUCAAAUUCAAAUUCAAAUUCAAAUUCAAAUUCAAAUUCAAAUUCAAAUUCAAAUUCAAAUUCAAAUGAAAAAAGUCCUCGUCGUUAUGGAUAUAUAGGAUUUUCAUCAGAUAAUUCAAAUAGUGUAUCACUUUUUUCACAAUAUCGUCAAAAAGUUUCAAAUAAUAUUAAAGAACAAGAUGUUGCUCAAUCAAAAGGCGAAAAUAAAAUAAUAUCAAAAGAAAUAUUAUCAGUUUGUUCAAAAUCAAAUGAUGAUGUUGAUAUUGUAAAAUUAAAUUCUGAUAUUAAUAUUGGAAUGGUUAAUUCGAAUAUAGAUCGAGAUGAAACAAAUAAUAAUCAUGCUUCUCCUAUUCAUGAUAAUACAUUAAGUUCUUCAGAAGAAAUAACUCAAUUCUAG
Rotaria sp. Silwood2 is the source of this 2025-nucleotide messenger RNA. Lineage: Eukaryota; Metazoa; Rotifera; Eurotatoria; Philodinida; Philodinidae. The record is from the annotation of a GenBank genome assembly.